AUGGAUAUAUUCAAUACUCAGGCGGGUCGGACCACACCUAUUGAAGUGACCCCAGCACCACGACGACGCAGAAUCAUCGUUGCCCUGACAGGUGCAACUGGAUCCAUUUUAGGAAUCCGAACAUCAAUAGCUCUUCGCCGCUUCAACAUCGAACCCCAUCUCAUAAUCAGCCGGUGGGCCGAAGCGACGGUCAAGUACGAGACAGACUAUACAAUCCCGAACAUUCGUGCGUUGGCAGACCAUGCCUAUAGUAUCCACGAUAUGUCUGCACCCAUAGCGAGUGGGUCAUUCCGAGUGGAUGGAACGAUAGUUGUACCGUGUAGUAUGAAAACACUAGCAGCUAUCAAUGCGGGGAUCUGUGAUGAUCUGAUUUCUCGUGCGGCGGACGUUGUCCUGAAAGAGCGAAGGAAGCUGGUAUUGGCUGUGCGCGAGACGCCGCUUAGUUCGAUUCAUUUGCAGAAUAUGCUUUCUGUCACGCAAGCCGGAGCGAUCAUAUUUCCUCCUGUUCCGGCUUUCUAUAUCAAGCCGUCUUGUAUCGAUGAUUUGGUGGAUCAUAGCAUCGGCCGAAUUUUGGACCUUUUUGAUUUGAAUACGGGUGACUUCGAACGAUAG
Messenger RNA from Penicillium malachiteum, 612 nucleotides. Its product is annotated as UbiX family flavin prenyltransferase. The transcript has a single exon. Lineage: Eukaryota; Fungi; Ascomycota; Eurotiomycetes; Eurotiales; Aspergillaceae. Gene Ontology annotation, molecular function: carboxy-lyase activity. The record is from RefSeq and is a predicted model, not a curated record. Bases 1 to 612 code for a protein of 203 amino acids.